AUGAGAGAGCAACAAGGAAGGGUUCAUGACGAGCUCCUGGAGCCGGCAGAGGAUCAAACCAAGCAGCCUAAAGGCGACUUGCAACAUCCCAGGGGGCCCUCUGCCACGGCGUCCAACGACGGGGCCCUUCACGUAAAUGGCACUGAAAAGGAUGGCAGCAGCAGCAGUAGCAGCAGCAGCAGUAGCAGCAGCAGCAGUAGCAGCAGCAGCAGUAGUAGCAGCAGCAGCAGCAGCUGUAGUGGGAUUCAGCCGACAGGCGUUUCACGUGUAGCUCAGAUCGCAGCUCCGACAUCUGCGGCAGGAUCCUCAGCAGAGACGGCAACAACAGCAGCAAAGAGGGAGAACCACAGGAAGAAGGGCACCACGUGGAUGGACAUCUUUUCUUUGGGCCGGUGGCGCUCCAGCGGCAGCAGACAGCAAGGCGCUAUUCAACUUGCACAGGCUUUUGGCACUCCAAACCAGCCAGGCAGACCGGGUCCAGUCAUUGGUGUCUUCGUGUGCAAGGGCCCUCGCAACGAGCUUCAAGGUCUAGUCGUGGCUUCUCCCCUCUCUCUGGAGCGCUUUUCCUUCGAAGGGCAGCUGCUGCAGCGGGCUGCUCCUCCGCAGCCGCUCACCUGUUGCAGAGGAGGAAAGAUAGGGGGUGUUGGGAGGGUGCUGCUCUGCGGAUCUCAGUCCGGAACGGUCUUCAUCGUGAAUGCGGAGACCUUUGAACUCAUGCUCGAACUCGACACGAAAAGAGCCUCGGACCUCCCUGCCUCCUCUGCAGCUGUAACUCCUCCCCGCUCCACCGGCAGCAGCUACGCCGCUUACGAGGGCAGCCAUGAGGUGUGCUCCUCGGUGGAUCAGGGGGCCCCUGCGGGAGGGGGGCCCCAGGAGAAUCCUGGAGGUGCUUCUUCGAGUGGCGUUGACGGCGUUCCGUGGGAGGCCCCAAUAUGCUCCUUGACCAUAAAUGCGACAUUUGCCGAGUUCGCACACUUUGUUCUGGCUGGAGACGUGACGGGGAGAGUUUAUGUGUGGCAACAACACCUGCAAGCCGCUGGAGGGAUUCAGGCAGUGGGGUCGGUGGCAGAGAUCGAGGUGCCUCAAGAGGAUACUGAUGACGAGCGAGGACAGGAAAGCGCCAAGGUUUUGGGAGACUGCCAGAGGGACGCCUUGGGGCCCCCUGCAUACGAGGUUGAGCCGUCUUACAGGAACGCUCAGUGGCUAGGCGCCCGUCCCCGUGGGAAGGGGAAGGGCCCCCUGAGGGGGCCUCCCCAGGCCCCUCACUGCGAGGCCCCUCCGCAUCCACAGGGUGACACACAGGAGCAGCUGCCUUCCCAACAGGACGGUGGAGCUGAGGAGUCGCUGUUCUCGGGAGACGAAUCGGGGGAGGAAAGUCGAAGUGGAGCGCAGGGGCGGGAGAGCUCCGUAGACAGCGCAAACAACCCACUCGAGCAUCCACAACUAGCCAAGGAUGGAAGAAGAGGCCUGGAGCCUGAUGCAGAGGCUCGCGGUUCCGGAAACGGCAGCGGCGAUUCUAUGAAGGGGCCCCGAGGCCCCUCAGGGGCCCCCAGCGGAUGGGCCCCCCCCCCUGGAAGCCUUCCCGAAUCUCCAGAAGUGGCGGUUGGCUUGGAAUCGAUUCCUCUCUCGCCUGAAACUUCGGGGGCAGCAGGCAGCCCUCCUCCUGCCUCUUUGGUAGGUGACACAGACAGAGAAGUUGACGAGGGAGGCAAUUCGUUGCCGCAGGUCAAGGCUCCUGCGGCUGCAGCCACUCCUUCUUCUGCAGCAGCCUUAAAAAGCAGCUGCGGCAGCAGCAACUGCUGUAUCGCUCACAGGAGGGCCCCCUGUGGCCAGCGCGCAUGCCGGGGGGGGCCCUCUGCAUCUGGGAAGCCCUCUGCCUCUCGCUACGUGGGAGCCCCACUCAGCACGUACAGGCUCGUGCAUGCGGUGCAACUGCCAGAUACAGACGUGACCAAGCUGGAAUACGCCAAAUACCGAGAUCUUAUCAUUGUGGUUAGCGCCAAUAAGGCCCUCUACAUGUGGUGCCCCAGGACGCUUCAAUGCAUCUUCGAGAUGGAUGCGGCUGCAGUAACCUGUUCUUCCCCCUUGUCUUUCAUUUAUGUGUUGGAGGCCCCAGAAGCCUGGGAGCUUCGCUCCACCAUCGUUCUCGCUGGCUGCAUGGAUGGCUCCAUUUGCGUUCGGCGACUGGAAAGAAACCUUUCAGACGGUGGUAUUUCGUGCAAGCUCGUGAGGAACUACAUCAGAGAAGUGGAGCCCCAAGUGCCGAUCAGCUGCAUUUUGGUCGACUCAUGGCUCAACGCCGCCUUUGUAGGAGACGCCAGUGGUGUCGUCUUUACGCUCCCAUACGUCUUCCAACUCCUCGAGGCCCCUGCGGUACCAGCAGUCGGCGCCUUGGAAGGCUGA
This is a messenger RNA of Cyclospora cayetanensis, 2403 nucleotides long. RefSeq names its product collagen alpha-1(I) chain. Bases 1 to 2403 code for a protein of 800 amino acids. NCBI's taxonomy places the organism in Eukaryota, Apicomplexa, Conoidasida, Eucoccidiorida, Eimeriidae. Gene Ontology annotation, molecular function: protein binding. The transcript is spliced from 11 exons. The record is from RefSeq and is a predicted model, not a curated record.